Tigriopus californicus is the source of this 1185-nucleotide messenger RNA. RefSeq lists its product as uncharacterized. The record is from RefSeq and is a predicted model, not a curated record. NCBI's taxonomy places the organism in Eukaryota, Metazoa, Arthropoda, Copepoda, Harpacticoida, Harpacticidae. The coding region runs from base 76 to 933 and encodes 285 amino acids. The transcript is spliced from 4 exons.
GUCACAUCUUUCCAAUUCGUCAGUCCUCGUCCAAGUUUGGACUCACAUUGUCUUCCGUUUAGCUUUAAGUUCACAAUGAUAGUUUUCCUUUGGCUGCUCUUCUGUCUUGUUUCUACUGGUUUGGCUGAAAGCCUACCUGCAGCAAAAAGUGAAGAUCAAAUCGAUCAUGAAACGGCUCCAAGAUCAUUGGGUGACAUGGUCCGCAAAAUGUCGGAAGGAUUUGGGGAAGGUGAAAACGUCGCCUCGAUUAUAACAGCGGAUCUUUUCGAUGCAUUCAAAUCGAUGAUCAAUUAUCGUUUGCUACAUUCGUACGAAAAGGACUAUCCUGAUUUUCACCAGAGGCAAGUGAAUAACCAACUGGAAAAGUCUGCAACCCCAGGUUUGAUGGGCAAUCUCAUGAGGAUGAUGGGCUAUGAGCAGGAUCUCUUGGGACCCAUGGUUAUGAAGCUUUUCUUUUACGUGGGUGAAUUGGCCCUCAAGAGCUACAUGGGCGUCCCUAAGACCGUGGAGGAGGACAUUCCUUCGUAUCGGACCCUAAUUCAAGAGAAUGGUAUACUGAGUGGCCUGACCACCAUGAUCGAGAAGUCUUCUGCACGAGCAGAGAAGGUACAAAAUGCCGUGUUUGAUCCUACCCUACCCCAGGAUCUGAUCGAGGGUUUGCAGUCCCGCACCGGAUCUGCCACCAGUUGCGUCCAAUUGUUUAUCUGCAAAAUGAGUCCGGUGAUCUGGAAGGCUCAAGAUCGAGCCAAGGAAUUAGAUCUGGCUUACGGCCAAUCUUUGAGCUACAAUCUCGAGUUAUGGUCGAACGAAAUCUACAACCAUUUACCCGAGCAGAAUCAAGUGACCGAAUUUGGCAAGAAUUGUGACGAACGAUUUCCCACGUGCCCCUUGAUCGAUUUCACGCAGUUUCUCUCCGAGAAAUUCACACGGUGAGCACACACUGCUCCGUAUGUCAAGUCUUUUGGAUCCAAAUGAGAUUGGCUGGGCCUGGUUGGCGCCUUCUCACGAAGAGUCCCGCGGAGCACUCAAUCCUGGAUCAAUUGUCAGCACCCAACACUAACGCUCCACACAAACCAGUAGUUAAUAUAGAACCAUAACAGAGACUCGACUGGAUCUUUCUUUCAUGAACUUGGAUCGACAGUUCUACGUUCUGCACGGAUCAAAUGGCAUCUUCGUAAUUUGAAU